Molecule: messenger RNA, 457 nt
Organism: Plodia interpunctella (Indianmeal moth)
Lineage: Eukaryota; Metazoa; Arthropoda; Insecta; Lepidoptera; Pyralidae
Gene: roh
Product: reduction of Rh1
Exons: 3
Coding region: 141-371 (76 amino acids)
Source: RefSeq, a predicted model, not a curated record
GGCUAGAAUACAUCACUAUAUCUGUCAUACUGUCAGAGUUGACCCCAAUCCAAAAGUCUCCUCAAGAUUUUAUACAGAAGUGAGGUUAGAAGAAAAUUUUAUAAUUAUUUGUUAUAUUUUACUGUUAAUAAUCAGCCAGAAUGUCGGAGACGCCGAGUCGCCCCAUGAAGUUCCCGUACACGUUUACGGCCAAGAUCGCGCAGUUCCCGCUGAAGUACUACGUUCAGAACCAGUGGAUCUGGCGCUACUGGAUGAUUGGAAUUACGCUCUCCGUCCCAGUCUUCUACAAGAUCCAUAAACUCGCUAACUCCCCCGAGAAUGUGAGCAAGUGGGCAGAGAUCCGGAGGAAGGAGGCUGCGGAACACCACUAAGUGUAUAGGUUAUAGUUCUGGUCCCAAUUUGUGUACCAUGUCUAUGUUGUAAGCAAAACAUUAAAAUCAUGUCUUUAGUUUACAAA